CUCUCCGGCAGUUUUGGCCAUUCUGCUUGAGGCAGUUUUAGUGUUCGGUCUUGUAGAUGUUUAAGACCAAUUGGACAAAUUCUAAGAAUAAAUAAUAUGGAUGAGGAGACAAUGGAGUUUACGAUCACUCUCAACCCAGUUAAUAGCGUAUUAGACGUGCUGGUAGUAGCCGAGGUAAUUAAUUCUGAAAAGAAAAAUAUAAUUAUAUUAUGGAACAACACUUGGAAUGACGAGUCAGAUGUUUGCUUGUAUGACAAAGAUAACAAAUUAUUGGGACAAUAUAAUAAUGAAAUUACUCGGUAUCUAGCAAGGACGAUUAAUCCCCUACUUUAUGGUGGUACCUGUCCUUAUGAAAGGACAGAAAUCGAUCACUGGAUAUCUUGUGCCCUAGUAUUGCAAAAUAAACAAAUAAACAAGGAGCUUUUAAACUAUCUGAAUGAUGUGUUAAUAGCACGGACAUGGCUGGUCACCAAAAGAUUAACAUUGGCUGAUAUUCAUGUAUUUUGUGUUUUGCAUCGUCACGAAUAUAUAAAAUCAUAUGCAAAAGAUUAUUGUAAUAUUACUAGAUGGUACAAGCAUAUGGAAUCACUUCCUGUUUUCAAUAAUGCAAUAUCUAUGGUUGCAAAAAAUUGUUCUUCCACUUCGAAACCAAAAGAUGUAAGUCCACAAAAGGAAAAAUCUGAUAUCAAGCAGAUGAAAACAAGGAAACAAGAGGGCAAAUUUAUUGAUCUUCCUGGAGCAGAAAUGGGCAAAGUAGUGGUAAGAUUUCCACCAGAAGCAAGUGGCUAUCUGCACAUUGGUCAUGCCAAAGCAGCUCUUUUAAAUCAGUAUUAUGCCGAGACUUUUCAAGGACAACUUAUCAUGAGAUUUGAUGAUACAAAUCCAGCGAAGGAGACUGUAGAAUUUGAGGAAGCUAUAUUGGAAGAUUUAAAAUUACUGCAAAUUAAACCCGACCGUUUUACGCAUACCUCGGAUUACUUUGACAUAUUACAAGAAUAUUGUACUACACUAAUUAAGGAUGGAAAGGCAUACCUGGAUUGUACUCCGGCAAAUCUUAUGAAAGAACAACGGGAUAAAAGAUUGAAAUCUGAAUAUCGAGAUCUCUCCUCUUUCGAAAAUCUGAAAUUGUGGAAAGAAAUGAAACAUGGUACCAAGAUGGGUCAAGAAUAUUGUGUCAGAGCAAAGAUUGAUUAUCAGUCAACAAACGGAUGUAUGCGCGAUCCUACAAUUUAUCGUUGCAAAUUAGAACCUCAUCCACGUACUGAAAACAAAUACAAGGUAUAUCCUACGUAUGAUUUUGCCUGUCCAAUUGUUGACGUUAUCGAGAAUGUUACUCACACUCUACGAACAACAGAGUAUCACGAUAGAGAUGCUCAAUUUUAUUGGAUAAUUGAGGCUUUGGGAUUGCGUCGCCCGUACAUUUGGGAAUAUUCACGGUUAAAUAUGACUCAUACGGUUUUAUCUAAACGAAAAUUAACUUGGUUUGUAAAUGAAGGUUUAGUCGAUGGCUGGGACGAUCCACGCUUUCCGACAGUGAGAGGCAUUCUAAGACGAGGAAUGACAGUCGAAGGUCUGAAACAAUUCAUUAUCGCACAAGGUAGUUCCAAAUCUGUAGUCUUUAUGGAAUGGGACAAAAUAUGGGCUUUUAAUAAGAAAGUCAUUGAUCCAGUUGCAAUUAGGUAUACUGCACUGGAGUAUAAUGAACUGAUACCGGUUAAUGUAAUAGAUGCUAAGGAAGAGUGGUUGAGUGUGCAAAAUCAUCCUAAAGAUUCAUAUAAAGGUACCAAACAAGUGCGAGUAGGCUCGAAAAUUUUGAUAGAAAAGGAAGAUGCUGAAAGAUUAAUUGAAGGACAGAAUGCUACCUUUAUUAAUUGGGGUAACAUAAUGAUACAAAAGAUAAAUAAAUGUGAUGGCAAUAUAGUAGAUGUGCAAGCACGAUUGAAUCUAGAGGACAAAAAUUAUAAAAAUACUUUGAAGCUCACGUGGCUGGCUGAAUCAUUACCUACAUCUGAUUCAAAUGCAGAAAAGUCAAAUCCAAUAAAAUGUUACGCUGUUUAUUUUGAUCACAUUAUGAGCGUACCGGUUUUGGGCAAAGACGACGAUUUUAAAAAUUUUGUUGCCAAAAAUACAAGAAAAGAAAUUCGAAUGCUGGGUGAAGUAGAAUUGAAACGCGUGAAGAAGGGAGAGAUAAUUCAACUUCAGAGGAAGGGAUUCUUUAUUUGUGAUAUUCCGUAUGCAUCUAGUUCUUAUUCAACACGGGAACCACCUAUUGUAUUGUUUCAUAUACCUGAUGGGCAUACGACAACACUUUAUACGACGCCUGCGGUAUCUAAUAAUCAACAGGAAAGUAAAGUGCAACAUGAGGAAACUCUAGAUAUAAUAUACAGAAACCCUUUAGAAAAAAUAGAAGAAGCAAUAAUUAAAUAUGAUAAAACCAAAAUAUUAAAUCCUUCUUGGAAGGACAAGAUUCAAAAGUUUAUGAAAGAAUUAGGACUAAUGAUACCUUAUGAUGCAGUUAAUGGAACGCUUAGAAUUUCAACAGAUUCAAUGUUGUAUCCAUUAUAUUUAAAAGAGAAAAAUGAAGAAUAUGUAGACGAAGCAUACACUGAUAUAGAAGAUUAUUUUCAGAGAUUAAUGGAUAUGCAUUUUUAUAGAAUGUUAUUGCUAUUGUCGGUUUACAAUUUGGUAUUUACAGAUCCAGACACCGACGAUCCAUUGGUAUGCAUGUCUGUAGCCAUAAAGGCACAAUUCGAUAAAGUACAAUUUUUAAAGAAUUUAAAAGCUAAUAAGAGCAAAAUCGUUCAAGAAGAGAAAAUACUCUCGGACUUGAAAAAAAAUUAUAAGAUAAUGAUGAAUGGUCAGGAUUGGAAACCUGAGCUUUCUGAACCUAAUGGUCCUGAAAACAAUGUAUAUUCAGAUCAAAAGGUAGACCCAGAAAUACAAGAAAUAUUUGAAAGAUAUAAGAAACAAGGUCAUACAAAAGAAUAUAUUUUGUAUAUGGUGGAUAUUCAAAAAAGCAUAUAUGAAUAUCUUAGAAUAGCGAAGGAAAGUAUGUUUAAUAAAAGGUGUUGGAUAGAUGGACCAACUGGACCAACAGAAGAUUUUGAAGCUUAUCUUAAAACAAGAACGCAGCUACUAUUCGAAAAAAUAAAAAAGCAGAGUGACGAAGUACGAGAGCUAAAAAGUUCGAAAAUCGACAAGAGCAGUAUUGAGCAAGAAGUAAAGGUUCUCUUGAUAUUAAAAAGUGACUAUAAAAUUGUGACUGGUAAAGAUUGGAAACCAGAUGAUAGUAAAGUUGUUAGUAUUGAAAGCAAAAUAAAGCCAGGAAAUCAAGAAAUUUCGGAAGCGGAGAAAAUAUCCGAAGAAAUAAAGAAGCAAGGCGACAAAGUACGAAAUUUAAAAAGCUCGAAAGCUGACAAGAGUAUUAUUGAUCAAGAAGUGAAAGUUCUCUUAAGCUUGAAAAGUGACUAUAAAAGUGCGACUGGUCAGGAUUGGAAACCAGCUGAUACUAAAGUUGCUAGUACUGAAAGCAAGAUAAAGCCAAAAAAUCAAGAUAUUUCAGAAGCGGAGAAAAUAUCCGAAGAAAUAAAGAAGCAGGGUGACAAAGUACGAAAUUUAAAAAGCUCGAAAGCUGACAAGAGUAUUAUUGAUCAAGAAGUGAAAAUUCUCUUAAGCUUGAAAAGUGUCUAUAAAAAUGCGACUGGUCAAGAUUGGAAACCAGCUGAUAUUAAAGUUACUGAAAGCAAGGUAAAGCCAGAAAAUCAAGAAAUUUCAAAAGCAGAGAAGAUAUCCGAAGAAAUAAAAAAACAGGGUGACAAGGUACGAAAUCUAAAAAGCUCGAAAGCUGACAAGAGUAUUAUUGAUCAAGAAGUGAAAAUUCUCUUAAGCUUGAAAAGUGUCUAUAAAAAUGCGACUGGUCAAGAUUGGAAACCAGCUGAUAUUAAAGUUACUGAAAGCAAGGUAAAGCCAGAAAAUCAAGAAAUUUCAAAAGCAGAGAAGAUAUCCGAAGAAAUAAAAAAACAGGGUGACAAGGUACGAAAUCUAAAAAGCUCGAAAGCUGAAAAGAGCAUUAUUGAUCAAGAAGUGAAGGUUUUUUUAAGUUUGAAAAGUGACUAUAAAAGUCUGACUGGUCAAGAUUGGAAGCCUGUGAACUCGGUAUCAAAAAAAGAAAAGCAUAUUUCUAAGCCUGAAAACAUAUCGGAGAAAGAAGUUGCAAAAAACGCAAAUAAUAAUAAAGAUUCUGAUUCAAGCAAAACAGGAACAAGAUUAGGAUUGGAAGCGAAGAAAGAGGAGAACUUUACUGAUUGGUACUCGCAAGUUAUUACAAAAAGCGGAAUGAUUGAAUAUUAUGACGUGUCAGGAUGUUAUAUUCUUCGUCCAUGGAGUUUCUCGAUUUGGAAGAUAAUAAAAGAGUUUAUCGACAAAGAGAUAACGGACAUUGGUGUUCAAGAAUGCUACUUCCCGAUCUUCGUUACUCGCAGCGUAUUAGAAAAGGAAAAGGCGCACAUAGCAGAUUUUGCACCGGAAGUCGCGUGGGUGACGAAAUAUGGUGAAACUGAUUUGGCGGAGCCCAUAGCUAUACGUCCAACUUCAGAGACUAUUAUGUAUCCAGCUUAUGCCAAAUGGCUGAGGUCAGACACCGAGUUACCACUUAGACUCAAUCAGUGGAACAACGUUGUGAGAUGGGAAUUUAAAGAUCCCAAACCUUUCUUACGCACCAGAGAAUUUUUAUGGCAGGAGGGCCAUACCGCGUUUGCUACUAAGGCAGAAGCAGAGGCGGAAGUAUUAAUGAUUUUAGACUUAUAUGCUAGAGUAUACGAGGAUUUGUUAGCGGUACCCGUCAUCAAAGGCCGCAAGACUGAAAAGGAGAAAUUCGCGGGUGGUGAAUAUACUACUACCGUCGAAGCGUUUAUUCCAAUUAAUGGUCGCGCAAUACAGGGAAAAAUAUCCGAAGAAAUAAAGAAGCAAGGCGACAAAGUACGAAAUUUAAAAAGCUCGAAAGCUGACAAGAGCAUUAUUGAUCAAGAAGUGAAAGUUCUCUUAAGCUUGAAAAGUGACUAUAAAAAUGCGACUGGUCAGGAUUGGAAACCAGCUGAUACUAAAGUUGCUAGUACUGAAAGCAAGAUAAAGCCAAAAAAUCAAGAUAUUUCAGAAGCGGAGAAAAUAUCCGAAGAAAUAAAGAAGCAGGGUGACAAAGUACGAAAUUUAAAAAGCUCGAAAGCUGACAAGAGUAUUAUUGAUCAAGAAGUGAAAAUUCUCUUAAGCUUGAAAAGUGUCUAUAAAAAUGCGACUGGUCAAGAUUGGAAACCAGCUGAUAUUAAAGUUACUGAAAGCAAGGUAAAGCCAGAAAAUCAAGAAAUUUCAAAAGCAGAGAAGAUAUCCGAAGAAAUAAAAAAACAGGGUGACAAGGUACGAAAUCUAAAAAGCUCGAAAGCUGAAAAGAGCAUUAUUGAUCAAGAAGUGAAGGUUCUCUUAAGUUUGAAAAGUGAUUAUAAAAAUACGACUGGUCAAGAUUGGAAACCAGUUGAUAUUAAAGUUACUGAAAGCAAGGUAAAGCCAGAAAAUCAAGAAAUUUCAAAAGCAGAGAAGAUAUCCGAAGAAAUAAAAAAACAGGGUGACAAGGUACGAAAUCUAAAAAGCUCGAAAGCUGAAAAGAGCAUUAUUGAUCAAGAAGUGAAGGUUUUUUUAAGUUUGAAAAGUGACUAUAAAAGUCUGACUGGUCAAGAUUGGAAGCCUGUGAACUCGGUAUCAAAAAAAGAAAAGCAUAUUUCUAAGCCUGAAAACAUAUCGGAGAAAGAAGUUGCAAAAAACGCAAAUAAUAAUAAAGAUUCUGAUUCAAGCAAAACAGGAACAAGAUUAGGAUUGGAAGCGAAGAAAGAGGAGAACUUUACUGAUUGGUACUCGCAAGUUAUUACAAAAAGCGGAAUGAUUGAAUAUUAUGACGUGUCAGGAUGUUAUAUUCUUCGUCCAUGGAGUUUCUCGAUUUGGAAGAUAAUAAAAGAGUUUAUCGACAAAGAGAUAACGGACAUUGGUGUUCAAGAAUGCUACUUCCCGAUCUUCGUUACUCGCAGCGUAUUAGAAAAGGAAAAGGCGCACAUAGCAGAUUUUGCACCGGAAGUCGCGUGGGUGACGAAAUAUGGUGAAACUGAUUUGGCGGAGCCCAUAGCUAUACGUCCAACUUCAGAGACUAUUAUGUAUCCAGCUUAUGCCAAAUGGCUGAGGUCAGACACCGAGUUACCACUUAGACUCAAUCAGUGGAACAACGUUGUGAGAUGGGAAUUUAAAGAUCCCAAACCUUUCUUACGCACCAGAGAAUUUUUAUGGCAGGAGGGCCAUACCGCGUUUGCUACUAAGGCAGAAGCAGAGGCGGAAGUAUUAAUGAUUUUAGACUUAUAUGCUAGAGUAUACGAGGAUUUGUUAGCGGUACCCGUCAUCAAAGGCCGCAAGACUGAAAAGGAGAAAUUCGCGGGUGGUGAAUAUACUACUACCGUCGAAGCGUUUAUUCCAAUUAAUGGUCGCGCAAUACAGGGAGCGACAAGCCAUUAUUUAGGACAAAACUUUUCGAAGAUGUUUAAUAUCCAAGUAGAAGGUAUCGCAGGCCGAGAAGAAAAGACAUUUGUCUAUCAAAAUUCAUGGGGUUUAACUACACGAACGAUUGGAGUCAUGAUAAUGGUACAUGGAGAUGAUCGAGGUUUAGUAUUGCCUCCAAAUGUAGCACCUAUACAAAUCAUUGUGAUUCCCUGCGGUAUAGCCGUGAACAUGGAUGAACAUACAAAAGAGAGUAUUCUAAAGAAAUGCGAUUGGCUGGUUCGUCAUUUGGGUCAAGAGGGUAAAUUUAGAGUGAAAAGUGAUUGUAGACUUAAUCGAACACCUGGAUGGAAAUUCAAUCACUGGGAGCUGAAAGGCGUGCCAAUAAGGCUUGAAGUGGGUCCAAAGGAUUUGUUAAAAAAUCAAGUAACAGUCGUACGAAGGGAUAACUUCCAGCGAACAGCUAUUGAAAUAUACAACGAUAACAUAAUUACUCCAUUAACUUCAAUAUUGAAUGAUGUACAAAAGCAAUUAUUAUCAAGAGCGAAAAGCAAGUUAAACGAGCAUGUUAAAAAAGUAGAAAAGUGGAGUGAUUUUAACCCCGAGCUUAAUAAAAAAAAUUUAUUGUUGGUACCUUUUUGUGGAGAUCCGGCAUGUGAAGAUAAGAUUAAAGAAGAUAGUAAGGAAGAUAGAAGUGAAAGCGCAGAAAGUGGAUCAUUAAUGGGCGCCAAGAGUCUGUGUAUACCAUUUGAUCAGCCAGAAAUGACAAGACCACUCAAUGAACUAAAAUGUAUUCACCAUAGUUGCAAAAAUAAGCCGAAAUUUUAUACACUUUUCGGACGUAGUUAUUAAUGCAGCCACAUAAAAGUAAGGUUCAUGUAUAACAUUUAAUAAAUUUUUCUGUAAUUUUUUAUAUGCAA
Acromyrmex echinatior (Panamanian leafcutter ant) is the source of this 7448-nucleotide messenger RNA. It is a transcript of the gene GluProRS, whose product is annotated as Glutamyl-prolyl-tRNA synthetase. Gene Ontology annotation, molecular function: proline-tRNA ligase activity; ATP binding; glutamate-tRNA ligase activity. Gene Ontology annotation, biological process: prolyl-tRNA aminoacylation; glutamyl-tRNA aminoacylation; translation. The record is from RefSeq and is a predicted model, not a curated record. Gene Ontology annotation, cellular component: cytoplasm; aminoacyl-tRNA synthetase multienzyme complex. NCBI's taxonomy places the organism in Eukaryota, Metazoa, Arthropoda, Insecta, Hymenoptera, Formicidae.